Molecule: messenger RNA, 450 nt
Organism: Botrytis sinoallii
Lineage: Eukaryota; Fungi; Ascomycota; Leotiomycetes; Helotiales; Sclerotiniaceae
Exons: 2
Coding region: 1-450 (149 amino acids)
Source: RefSeq, a predicted model, not a curated record
AUGUCCAAACAUCCUACUAAGGAAGGCAUGGUGAAACUCACUAAUGAUGUACCCUUCUUCUGGUGGAAAUACCAUGGCCGUACAAACUACAUCAUCGUAUUAUUAAACGGUGUAAAUAUUAAUCCCCUAUUAAUGGAAGGAAUCCUCAUUUCACAUCCCAAAGUCGUUUGCAGCCUUCUCACAGGAACAGAAAAGGUAAAAGCUGCCUGGCUAAUAGAGGUUGUUCAUCCGCCACAGAAUGAAGAAGAGACUACUUCCUUGAUAGAAGAACUCUGUCCUACUGUCGAGAAAGCAAAUGAUGCCACUUAUCGUACGGAAGGCAAGGUUUCCAAAGAUCACAUCAUCUUCACUUCGAAAGACAAGCCGAUGCUGAGAGCUGGAGAAGGAUCCGUCCCGCGGAAAUUUAACUUGUGGAAUUUUCGGCGGGAGCUGGAUGCCCUGUAUGAAUGA